GGAUGCAUGCUGAUUACCUUCCCACGGGCCAGAGUCGGUCACGACAAUUGCAAAGACCAUGGUCACAGACCUCAUGUCCUUCUACAAAGGCGACCAGCCCGGUCACACGCCUGGUCUGCUUCCUGACCCGUACUACUGGUGGGAGGCCGGUGCCAUGAUGGGCACGCUCAUUGAAUAUUGGCACUACACCAAGGACGAUGCAUAUGUCAACGCCACCAAACAAGCCCUGCUUUUCCAGGUUGGCGAAUACGACGACUACAUGCCCAUUAACCAAACCAGAACCGAAGGAAACGAUGACCAGGGCUUCUGGGGUCUCGCCGUCAUGUCCGCCGCCGAAUACAACUUCCCUCACCCUAAGGAAGACGAACCGCAAUGGCUCGCCUUAGCACAGGCCGUUUUCAACACCCAGGCUGCCAGAUGGGAUAAUGAACACUGUGGAGGAGGCCUUCGGUGGCAAAUUUUCCAGUGGAACACUGGGUACAAUUACAAGAACUCGAUUUCCCAGGCGUGCUUCUUCGCCCUCGGCGCCCGGCUCGCCCUCUUCACUGGCAACAAGACCUAUGCCGACUGGGCCGACAGGUCGUGGGACUGGAUGGAAAAGGUCAAAUUCAUCAACAAGGACAAGAAUUGGGCUGUUUACGACGGCGCACACAUCGAAACCGGUUGCACUAACAUUGUCCCCUACCAGUUUUCGUACAAUGUCGGCGGCUUCAUCCUCGGCGCGGCAGCCAUGUACAACUACACCGAGAGCGCGGAAUGGAAAUAUCGCCUCGACAGCUUGAUUGAGGGUGUCAAAGUCUUCUUCACGGGUCCCGACAAGGACAUCAUGGCCGAGGUCGCCUGUGAGCCCGUCAAACUUUGCAAUCUCGAUCAGCAAUCCUUCAAGGCCUAUUUGAGUCGCUGGCUGGCUGUUACUACCCAGUGGGCCCCCCACACCGCCGAUAUUAUCAGGCCACUAUUGAGAACGUCUGCUGUCGCCGCUGCGAAACAGUGUGUUGGAGGUGACAACGGACACAUGUGUGGUAUGAUUUGGACCAACGGCAAAUACGAUGGAUCGACCGGUGUAGGACAGCAGAUGGCCGCCUUGGAAAUUACACUCUCCUGUAUAGUUGGACAACGACCCGCCCCUUUGACAGCCGACACCGGAGGUACCAGUAAAGGUGACGCCGGCGCUGGUUCCGAGGAUAUUGGACGGACCGAGCCGAACCGGAAUUGGAAGAAGAUAACCGCGGGCGACAGAGCAGGGGCCGCCAUCCUUACCGCGCUCGUCAUCGGUUUGCUCCUCUUUGGCAUUGGAUGGCUAAUGGUCGACGAGAGGUCGGAAAAGAGUGCGAUGGAGCAAUUUAACGGUUCCUACGUUUCGACGAUGGCUACCAUCGCAGCCUUUGCUGGGCCUGGGGCAGUCGCCGCAGCUCUGCAUCGGAAGGACGCAGCAGUAGUCAGAGAGAAAGCUGUUGGAUCCGACUCAACCAGCGAACGCAGUGGCGAGAAGGAAAUUGCUGAUCUCCCCCCUGUUGUGAUUGGAAACGUGCGCAACCAGGAGCCGAGUCUACAGCAUCGUCGGGUAUCAAGCAUGCCCAUAGGAUGGCCACAUAACCCAUCUAUGAGAGGGAGUGUCAUGUAUGACCCUGAUGGCAUUUAUCCUGCGUCUGGAACUCAGUCUAGAGUCGACCUCGCAAGCCUCUACAAAACGCCGAACUUCUCUCGACCGGAUCUGAUUUCAACGGAGAGACACAGCCAAAUUUCCGAAAAUACAAGCCAGAUCGAGGAAACAAGGCGCUCUGGAGAGAACUUCCACGACUCUUCUGAAACAAGCGGAUCGACUGGAGAAAAGAACCAAGUGGUAGACGGCACCAACAGUUCCACAGAACACGAUUCAUCUGAAGGAACAACCAGUCGUGAUGUAGAGGAAAACGAUCGACCGGCAGAAAAUAGCGUCCCUUUGGAGGACAAGGGAAAGGGUCAUGAAGCUCCUAUCGAGGACAUUCAUCACAAAGAAGAAUCCGACUCGCCGCCAAAGGAAAGCGAAUCGUCAGGAGAAACACCUAUUGUGACGAAAUAAUCAAUUGCCCUAUAUGUAUGGGAUCUUAUGAAGGUUGAUGGGUAUUAAAUAUUGCUUGGGACAACAUGGCGUUGGACUGCAGCAUUUCUGGGUGGCGUUUGACGGAGGCGGCGCAAAUCGAUUAC
This is a messenger RNA of Ilyonectria robusta, 2187 nucleotides long. RefSeq names its product glycosyl hydrolase family 76-domain-containing protein. Gene Ontology annotation, molecular function: mannan endo-1,6-alpha-mannosidase activity. The record is from RefSeq and is a predicted model, not a curated record. NCBI's taxonomy places the organism in Eukaryota, Fungi, Ascomycota, Sordariomycetes, Hypocreales, Nectriaceae. Gene Ontology annotation, biological process: carbohydrate catabolic process; fungal-type cell wall biogenesis. The transcript has 3 exons. The coding region runs from base 59 to 2062 and encodes 667 amino acids.